CGGACACCAGUCUGUGAGAAGACAUACACCAUGGCAGGACGUCCUGGAGGUUAUUACGGCUACGGCGGCCCGCCGCCCCCGCCCCCGCCGGGCCAUCCCCCCCACAUGUUCCCCGGCCCUCCCGGGGUCAUGUACUACCCCGUCCACCCCGCCUACUUCUACCCUUACCCUCCCCCGCCCGAACCGGUCCAAGUGGUCGACAGCCCGCCCGAGGAAGCCGUCCCGGAACUGCCCGGAGAGACGGUCGAGCUGCCGUGGAGUACAUACCGUUGGGUCCCAGCAUGCCUGAGCCAGCGCAGCAUCCCGCCGGGCGCGCUGCGCGUGGGCACGGACGCGGACGGCGAUGAGAUCUACGCGGGGCGCGCGCCGCAUGAGGGCGACAUCCUACCCGCCAAGGUCAUCCCCAGCAAGAACGCCUGCUACGUCGCACACAACGGGGAGGAAGUUCUGAAAGAUCAGUUUGAGGUGCUGGUGCCAGCGAUGUUCUCGUGGCAGUUCUCCACGAACGGCGCGGUGCCACCCGGCGCGGUGGAGGCGGGCGUCACCGCCGACGGCGAGAAGCUGUACUUCGGCCGCGUCACACACGACGGCUGCGUCACUCCCGGCAAGAUUCACCCCAGCCACGAGACGUGCUACUACCCGUUCGACGGGGAAGAGAGGAGCUCGGCCGAGUACGAGGUGCUCGUGCUCAUGUAGAUUUAGUCAAUACAUAUGGAUCUACGUACAGCCUUGGAUAAUUCCAAAGAUACACAAAUAUUUAGUU
Molecule: messenger RNA, 763 nt
Organism: Cydia fagiglandana
Lineage: Eukaryota; Metazoa; Arthropoda; Insecta; Lepidoptera; Tortricidae
Exons: 6
Coding region: 31-696 (221 amino acids)
Source: RefSeq, a predicted model, not a curated record